CUCUCAUUCUUAACCCCUUUAUUCUCUCUCCCCUUAUUUUCCCUUCUGUCGUCUUUCUCCCUGAUCAUUCCUUCUCUGUCUGUAUUCUAGGGUUCUCUGCCCACCCUUCCAUGGUGCUUUAGCGUUUCUUCUUUAAAGAAAGGUUUUUUAAAGCUUGAUUAUUGAUUCAUGAAUGGUUCUAUCACUUCUUGACCUUCUCUCGUGACAAUUUCUCUGUUUUAAUGGAGGCUCUUGUGAAGGAUGAUGUCGAUAAUACUGAAGGGCAUUUGACAUCUGCUGCAGCGUUUGUGGAGGGAGGAAUACAAGAAGCAUGUGAGGAUACUUGUAGCAUAUGUUUGGAGACAUUCAGUGACAGUGAUCCAUCAUCUGUUACCAAUUGUAAGCAUGAAUUCCAUCUUCAGUGCAUACUUGAAUGGGGCCAGAGAAGUUCUAAUUGUCCAAUGUGCUGGCAGCCCAUUAGCCUGAAGAAUCCAUCAAGUCAAGAAUUGUUGGAAGCUGUUGAACAGGAAAGAAAUUUUAGACUUAAACCAUCAAGGAAUGCUACGAUUCUCCAUCAUCUAUCCCUUGGAGAUUUUGAACUACAACAUAUGCAACUGCCAAUUGGUGCAAUUAAUUCUGAACUUGAGGAACGAAUUAUCCAACACUUGACUACUGCUGCUGCUGCAAUGGGAAGAACUGAUCAAAUUUCUCGAAGGGACAGCCCAAGGAACCAAUCAUCUUCUCAUGCACACCCACAAUUUGUUUUAUUUUCAACACCUGUUACUGAUCAUGAAUCUCAAUCUAAUGUGAUCACUAUGAACAGUCCAUCUGUUUCACUUUCUAGUGGACGUUUUGUUCAAGCUGAUCAUAGUUCAGCUUUACCAUCUAAUGUGCUUGAAACUCGAAUUGAUAACAGGAGUUAUACCAUGCCAAGUCCUGAUAGCGCAGGACCUUCAGAUGUUCAGUCUUUUCCGGAGUCUUGGAAAUCUCGAUUCAGUGCAUUGUCAAUGAGGUAUAGAUCUCUAAAUCCACCUUUAGGACAUCUCCAACCUUUCUUCACUAUAAAGAUUAUCUUCAAAGUAAUGUAUGGUAUUUUCCCCAACGUGCUUUAUAUGUGUAUACUCUAUUUUAGAGGUUGUUAAAGUGAUACUCUACUUUAGAGUAUCAAUGUAACUAUGAAGUAUUUCAAUAGAGUAUACAAUAAUUAUGAAAAUACCAUCCUUUAAUAAUUUAUUAUUAUGUAUAUAUAUAUAUAUAUAUAUAUGUAUAUAUAUAUAUAUGUAUAUAUAUAUAUAUAUAUGUAUAUAUAUAUAUUUAUAUAUAUAAUGAUUGAGUUGAAAAAAUAGAUAAAUAGAGAGUAUAUGGGUUGGUGAAGAUUUUUGAAAAUAGAGAUUGUUGCACGCUAUAAGUGUAUGAAAAAUAGAGUUUGUGGUUGGAGAUGAUCUUAGAUGGUGGUUUUAUUACCUGUUCCAACUAUAUUAUUAUUUUUAUUUAUCUUCCAAAAUUCAUUACUAUCUUGCAACUAAGAUACAAAGAAUCACUUUCAAAGAGCACAAGAGGAUGGAAGGAGAGGCUGUUCUCUAGGAACAAUUCCAUUUCAGAGUUUGGAUCUGAUGUUAGGAGAGAGGUAAACACUGGGAUUGAAGCCAGUGAAGAUAAUGGUCAUUCAAUACCACAAAAUUCAGACAAUUCUUCAAUUACCGAACAACAGAACCAGGGAAAUAACCAAACUCAUCAGUCUCUUCGUAUGGAACCACUAAGCAAUGGUGGCCAGGCCACAACUUUAGCUUCAAGUUCAUUAAUAAAUUAAUGCUCCACCCAUAAUUUCUUUACCGGUCCUCAGCAUUUCAUUUUUGAAGGUAGAUCAUACUCCAGAUAUGACAUUCUGAGGGCCCUGAAGCUUUUCAUUUUUAGCUAAGGUGUUGCUGAACCGGAGGAUGUAUGUAUGAUUCCCCCAGCCACCCUCUGGUUGGUUCUACAUUAGAAAAAUGUAAUUGGCAGAGGGGGAGACCUUUAUAUUUCAAUGGAUGAUGUAUUAAAGUUGCUGUAACAUAACAUAUGUAACAUAUUUGAAUUGGCUAUAAUUUUAUCAGUUCAUGAUGUUGCUAUCUACUUUUUGUACUCUGUAAAUUGUGACAUAAUUCUUACUAGUGCUUGAAGAUUCAGAAAUAUAUAAUAGCCCUUAUUAUGAUUUU
Messenger RNA from Impatiens glandulifera, 2174 nucleotides. Its product is annotated as E3 ubiquitin-protein ligase RHF2A-like. NCBI's taxonomy places the organism in Eukaryota, Viridiplantae, Streptophyta, Magnoliopsida, Ericales, Balsaminaceae. The transcript is spliced from 8 exons. Gene Ontology annotation, molecular function: ubiquitin-protein transferase activity. The record is from RefSeq and is a predicted model, not a curated record. The coding region runs from base 222 to 1121 and encodes 299 amino acids.